This is a messenger RNA of Sorghum bicolor (sorghum), 898 nucleotides long. Its product is annotated as lachrymatory-factor synthase. Lineage: Eukaryota; Viridiplantae; Streptophyta; Magnoliopsida; Poales; Poaceae. The record is from RefSeq and is a predicted model, not a curated record.
UAGCUAGCAGCAACCCGGCCACCACGACCACAUCUACUUAUCGCACAACAAGCCAACGCAGGACAGGAGAGCUAGCUUGGCCGCGCGAGAGAUGGAGAAGCAGGCGGCGGCACAGGCGCAGGCGCAGGAGCAGGAGCAGGAGCAGUGGCAGGGCGCGGUGGAGGCGACUCUGCCGUCGACGCCAGCGUCCGCGGCGUGGCCGCACAUCGCCAGCUUCUGCGCGCUGCACCGGUACCUCGCGAGCAUCGACGUGUGCGAGCUCGCGGAAGGGGAGGACGGCCGGCCCGGGUGCGUCCGCUACGUGGCCUCCCUGGCGCCGGGCACCACCACGGGGGAGAUCGGCAUCUGGGCGACGGAGAAGCUGCUGGAGAUCGACCACGACGCCCGGCGGCUCGCGUACGCCGUCGUCGGCAGCAGCUUGGGGUUCGGCAGAUACGUCGCUACUAUGAGCAUCGUCGCUGCUGACGACGAGGACGACGCGGGGUGCAGGCUGGUGUGGGCGUUCGAGUGCGACCCCGUGCAGGGGUGGAGCCGGGAUGGGAUGCUCGCCUACCUCGACGCCGGCGUCAAGGGCAUCGCCGCGCGGAUCGAGGAAGCCCAUGCCGCCGCCGCCAGCGCCAGGCCGGAGGAGACGGCGGCGUCGCUGCUUGACAACUCCAUCUGCGGGCGGGUGGAAUCUCAACAGUCGCCAGAUGCAUUUCUAUAUUGAAUUGUUAUUACGUCGUCAAACUAAUUAAUGCAUUGUUAAUUGCUACUAGCUUGCUUGUUUGUCUCUCCUUCAUUGUCUACCGGCCGGAUUUGUAUGUAUAUGUAUGUCGCGUCGCGUCAGAGUGUCAGCUGAAUGCAUGUACGAAUUAACGUGAAAGGGACUGUGCUUGUUGGCUCAUGCUUGUUUUUA